Eutrema salsugineum is the source of this 2366-nucleotide messenger RNA. RefSeq names its product ABC transporter G family member 25. The record is from RefSeq and is a predicted model, not a curated record. Bases 185 to 2170 code for a protein of 661 amino acids. Gene Ontology annotation, molecular function: ATP hydrolysis activity; ATP binding; ABC-type transporter activity. Lineage: Eukaryota; Viridiplantae; Streptophyta; Magnoliopsida; Brassicales; Brassicaceae. The transcript is spliced from 4 exons. Gene Ontology annotation, cellular component: membrane.
GCAACCACUUGCUUUGUUCAUACCAGUUUCCUCUCCUUAAAUACAGCUCUCAGCAUCUCACCCCCCGAUCUUCAGAGCCUUCCUUAUUUACCUUACUACAUCUCUCUCUCGUUCAUUCUCUCAGUUUUUAACUCCGUUUAAAUUUGCCGUCUGUAAAAUUUCUUUUUUCAUAAAGGGAAGAAUAAUGCCAGGUUUUGACGGCGUUGAAAAUCAAAUGAACGGUCCAGAUUUAGCAGCUCGUCUACCUCAAGAUCCUCGUGAGCCUCGCUCAUUAUUAUCAUCGUCUCCUUGUUUCCCAAUCACCCUCAAGUUCGUCGAUGUCUGUUACCGAGUGAAAAUCCAUGGAAAAUCCAGCGAUUCCGGGAAAAUCAAGAGACUGUUGGGACUCGAACACCAAACGUCCGAUGAGAUCCGAUCAACGGAGGAGAGGACGAUACUCAGCGGAGUCACCGGAAUGGUAUCACCCGGCGAGUUUAUGGCCGUUCUCGGACCAUCGGGAAGCGGAAAAUCGACGCUGUUAAACGCGGUCGCAGGGAGACUCCAUGGAUCAGGCCUCACAGGAAAAAUACUCGCGAACGACUCGAAACCAACGAAACAGACACUAAAACGCACCGGAUUUGUGGCGCAGGACGAUCUCCUCUACCCACACUUAACCGUCCGCGAAACCCUAGUUUUCGUCGCCUUGCUCCGUCUCCCUCGGAAUCUAACCAGAGACGACAAAAUCAAAGCCGCCGAAUCGGUGAUUUCGGAGCUUGGGCUCGCGAAAUGCGAGAACACGGUCGUCGGAAACACUUUUAUCAGAGGGAUCUCAGGCGGAGAGAGGAAACGAGUGAGCAUCGCUCACGAAUUGCUCAUCAAUCCGAGCCUUCUCGUCCUCGACGAGCCUACCUCGGGACUAGACGCUACGGCGGCUCUCCGGCUUGUUCAGACUCUCGCCGGGAUGGCUCAUGUGAAAGGGAAGACGGUGGUGACGUCGAUUCACCAGCCGUCGAGCCGUGUGUUCCAGAUGUUCGAUACCGUGCUUCUUCUUAGCGAAGGAAGGUGUUUGUUCUUCGGAAAAGGAAGAGACGCCAUGGCUUACUUCGAUUCCGUCGGAUUCUCGCCGGCGUUUCCGAUGAAUCCGGCCGAUUUCCUUCUCGAUCUUGCUAACGGAGUUUGUCAGAUUGACGGCGUAACGGAACGGGAAAAGCCAAACGUGAGACAAACGCUGGGCGUUGCUUACGAUACAUUGCUAGCACCAAACGUCAAAAACUGCAUCGACGCGUCAACUUCUCCUCCAGAGAACGCGCGUUUUGUGAAAACGCGAGAAAACCCCCGUGGAAUAACGUCCGGUCUCAAAACAUGGUUCAGCCAACUCUGUAUUCUCCUCCACAGACUUAUAAAAGAACGCCGCCACGAAUCCUUCGACGCACUUCGCGUUUUCCAAGUCGUCGCGGCUUCAGUACUCUGCGGUCUCAUGUGGUGGCACUCUGAUUAUCGAGACGUACACGACCGACUAGGACUACUCUUCUUCAUAUCGAUAUUCUGGGGGGUACUUCCGUCUUUUAAUGCAGUUUUCACAUUCCCGCAAGAACGCGCGAUUUUCUCUCGAGAACGUGCGUCCGGAAUGUACACACUCUCAUCUUACUUCAUGGCCCAUGUCCUCGGAUCACUCUCCAUGGAACUCGUUCUCCCGGCUGCGUUCUUGACGCUAACUUACUGGAUGGUCGGUCUACGUCCAGGGCUAGUCCCGUUUCUCCUAACACUCUCCGUGCUCUUGCUAUACGUUUUAGCCUCUCAGGGACUCGGACUUGCCCUAGGCGCAGCCAUCAUGGACGCUAAAAAAGCGUCCACCAUCGUGACCGUGACAAUGCUAGCGUUCGUCUUAACCGGCGGUUACUACGUCAACAAAGUGCCGUCCGGAAUGGUUUGGAUGAAAUACGUUUCCACGACGUUUUAUUGUUAUCGCCUUUUAAUCGCGAUCCAAUACGGGAACGGAGAGGCGAUAUUGGGAAUGUUUGGAUGCGAGCCAAAGAGAAUGCAAGGAGCGGCUGCGACGGAUGUGUGCCGGUUUAUGGAGGAGGAAGUGAUCGGAGACGUUGGGCUAUGGACGUGCGUUAGCGUUUUGUUUUUCAUGUUUGUUGGUUAUAGAGUAUUGGCGUAUUUGGCUUUGAGGCGUAUUAAACUUUAAAAUGAGGGGGAGAUGGAUUAAAAAAAAAAUUAAAUAAAUAAUGAGUGGGUAAAAAAUUAAUUUCUAGGUUUUAAUUCGGAAUAUUUAAGCGGUCGCUAGUUGUAAUUUUGCGAUUUGGCGACGGUAGGUGGAUUUAGCAGCUUGUUCGAUUGUUCAGUUUUUUUAACAUGUGAAACGAAAAUGACAAGUAUUUUUA